Messenger RNA from Aphanomyces invadans, 1718 nucleotides. RefSeq lists its product as hypothetical. The record is from RefSeq and is a predicted model, not a curated record. The transcript has 8 exons. The coding region runs from base 53 to 1633 and encodes 526 amino acids. NCBI's taxonomy places the organism in Eukaryota, Oomycota, Saprolegniomycetes, Saprolegniales, Verrucalvaceae. Gene Ontology annotation, molecular function: ferric iron binding; acid phosphatase activity; ferrous iron binding.
UGUCACCCAAACUGUGCAUGUCGUUUGCCCAAGCACACAGUCAGUUGCGAAAAUGAGCACGCCUUCCCCUGCCUCUGUCCAAGUGCCUGCGCGCACGGAAGCCGCGUCGUUGUUGGGUGGUGGCGGUGCCCGGGCCAGUAGUGCCAAGAACACCAAGUUCAUCGUUCUCGGAGUGGCCGCUGUGGCAGCCGUCAGCACGGGCAUCUACUUUCUCGUGAGCCCAUCCAACAACGUGAAUGUUGUGCCUGCCAACGUUGAAAACGGCAACAACGCGACGAGUCUGACCACGGCCGUCCCUGCCACGACCGCGUCGUCGACGCCGACCGCUGUCACGGCCACCACGACAACCGCUCCCGCGUCUGACCCGGAAGACAUGGUCCCGGCCUUGACCUUCCUGGCCAUUGGCGAUUGGGGCAGCACUGUCGGCAAGGAAUGGGGCGAGGCUGGUUCAUGCUGCCGCAUGUACAAGAACGGCCAAGUCGACACGUCCACGCCUCGGUACGAAGUCGACUACUACGCUCAAAAGUACGUCGCGACGUUGCUGGCGCAAUCGGCCAAGGAGCUCAAGCCCGUUCGCAUUCUCGGCCACGGCGAUAACUUUUACUGGAACGGCGUCGGCCCGUGGGAUGUCAACUACCGGUUUGCCGAAACGUUUGAGAAGAUGUAUGCCGACCCUGCUUUGCAAGGCAUCAAGUGGCUGAACGUUGCUGGGAAUCACGACAUUGGUGGGUCGGCCUUCAUUUGCGGCCCCCAGGACAAGCAAUUCCGUGAAUGCACGUCGGUCGAAGAGAUGCUCAAGGAUUUGCGCGGGCAUUUUGACUUGCAAGCCAACUACAAGAGCCCCAACCAAGACCGAUGGCUCAUGAAGCACUACUUUGUCGAGCGCGUGACCAAGAACGGCGUGACCGUUGACGUGUUCAACUUGGACACGAACCAUGCCGACGCGCACGGGGCGAUGCAAGUGUGCUGCCAGUGCUACGGGUACGCCGCCAAGCUCGGGGUCGACAACAUCCAGUGCCGCAACACGAACGUCGGCGAUAACAUUUGCGCUGGCGGAAACGUCGAGAUGUUCAACACGUGCAUGGCCGAGAUCGAGUCGUGGGCAGCCGACUCGUACACGCAGGCGGCCCGGGACAUCAAGGCGUCCAACGCCGACUUCAAGAUCAUCAACACACACUACUCGCCGCACCACCACAUGAACCCGGUCCGCAUGAAGAUGUGGUAUGACCUGACCAAGGAUACCGGCGUCCAUGUUUGGUUUAACGGCCACACACACGGAUUUGGCCACGACAUCUCGACGUGGGGCACUCAUUUCAUUGAGAACGGCGGCGGCGGCGGGAUUCGCACCGAUUCGGACUCGGCCACCGACAACGGCUUUGUCAAAACGCAAUGGGUGGCUGGGGGCACCCCGUACGGGUUCAUGGAGCUCUCGUUCUCCAAGGACUGGCUCAAGGUGCAGUUUGCCACGUUCGACAAGAACUGGAAGUUUGGCGGAUUCAAGUACGCGGACGCAGUCUCGGGCGGCAUCCAGCGCGGCCACUGCUGGUACGUCCCUGCCGGCAACCAGACUGGUUUUCCCGGCAAGGAGUGCAAAUCGUCCGUCAACUAUGCGAUCGGCGCGCCUCUUCGUUAAGCGACGAGACUUUAAACAUUGCCGUGGUUGCACACUCAUGUUCUACUACUCGUCCUGUUUCGACGCUGUGUCUGCGGCAUCGACG